Molecule: messenger RNA, 14176 nt
Organism: Cyanistes caeruleus (blue tit)
Lineage: Eukaryota; Metazoa; Chordata; Aves; Passeriformes; Paridae
Source: RefSeq, a predicted model, not a curated record
ACAAGUAUAAAAGAAGGAUUACUACUGAAGCAAACCAGCUCUUUUCAGAGGUGGAAAAAGCGUUAUUUCAAACUUCGAGGUCGUACUCUUUACUAUGCUAAGGAUUCAAAGUCUCUAAUAUUUGAUGAAGUUGACCUGUCAGAUGCCAGUGUAGCUGAAUCAAGCACAAAAAAUGUCAACAACAGCUUCACGAUAAUCACUCCAUUUAGGAGGCUAAUAUUGUGUGCUGAGAACAGAAAAGAAAUGGAGGACUGGAUAAGCUCUCUGAAGUCUGUUCAGUCCAGAGAACACUAUGAGACCGCACAGUUUAAUGUGGAACAUUUCUCAGGGAUGCAUAACUGGUACGCCUGCUCCCACGCCCGACCUACCUUCUGUAACGUGUGCAGAGAGAGCCUCUCUGGAGUCACUUCUCACGGCCUGUCUUGUGAAGUGUGUAAGUUUAAAGCACAUAAAAGAUGUGCUGUCCGAGCAACAAAUAACUGCAAAUGGACUACAUUAGCCUCAAUUGGAAAAGAUAUCAUUGAAGAUGAAGACGGUAUAGCUAUGCCUCACCAGUGGUUAGAGGGAAACCUGCCUGUCAGUGCCAAAUGCGCAGUCUGCGACAAGACUUGUGGCAGUGUUCUACGCCUGCAAGAUUGGAAGUGCCUUUGGUGUAAAGCUAUGGUUCACACGGCCUGUAAAGAUCUGUAUCCUCGAAAAUGUCCACUUGGCCAAUGUAAUGAAACCUUAUUUAUUUCAUUCUUUCUAACUAUGUUUACAGGUUUCUGGAAAGCCACAUGCCCGCCAUCCUGUGCCAGUCCUCUUUUAGUUUUUGUUAACUCAAAGAGUGGAGACAAUCAGGGAGUAAAGUUUCUUCGUCGAUUCAAACAGUCGUUAAAUCCAGCUCAGGUCUUCGAUUUAAUGAAUGGAGGACCUCACUUAGGUUUGCGAUUAUUUCAGAAGUUUGACAACUUCAGGAUCCUUGUGUGUGGUGGCGAUGGAAGCGUGGGUUGGGUCUUGUCAGAAAUUGAUAAGCUCAGCUUGCACAAGCAGUGUCAGUUGGGAGUGUUACCUCUUGGUACUGGAAAUGACCUUGCUCGUGUCCUUGGUUGGGGAGGAUCCUGUGAUGAUGAUACCCAGCUUCCUCAAAUUUUGGAAAAGCUUGAACGAGCCAGCACAAAAAUGUUAGACAGGUGGAGUAUAAUGUCAUAUGAACUGAAAUUACCAGCAAAGCCUUCUAUUCUUCCUGCGACUGCAGAAGAGUCAGAGGAGUGCCAGAUAUCUGCUUAUGAGGAUUCAGUUGCUGCUCAUCUUGCAAAAAUUCUCAAUUCUGAUCAGCAUUCAGUUGUCAUAUCAUCUGCCAAAAUAUUAUGUGAAACUGUAAAGGACUUUGUUGCCAAAAUAGGGAAGACUUACGAAAAACCAACGGAAAAUACAGAGGAAGCUGAUGCCAUGGCCAUUAAAUGCUCAGAGUUAAAUGAAAAGCUGGACCUAUUGCUCCAGGCUCUUCACACAGAAGCCCAGGCUGCUCCCAUUCUCCCAGGCAUUGCUCCUCCCAUUGUGGAAGAAGAGCCAGAGGAGUUCUCAAGUGAAGAAUCUUUGUCUGAAAGUAAAGAGCAAUUAGCAGAGUGUGUCUCAAAGUCUUCCCAGAAGCUCUUCAAACCAAGGGAGCAGUUAAUGCUCCGAGCAAAUAGCUUGAAGAAGGCUGUGAGGCAGAUCAUUGAACAAGCUGAAAAAGUUGUGGAUGAGCAGAAUGCUCAUAGUGAAGAACAAGUGAACCAGUCUCCAGUAGAAUACAGCAAAGAAUUGGAUGAAUCCAAAGAAGAGGAAAAAGAGGAAGACACAAAGGAACUUGAGUCUCCAUCAACUAAAACUGCACCAAGAUCUCCUGAUAGACGUACAAGCCGAGGUAUCCAUUCUCAGACAGGUUCUUUCUCCGCUCCAGCUUUGGCAGCAAGCAAGGAAAACCUCCCAGUACUUAACACGAGGAUUAUCUGCCCAGGUUUAAGGGCUGGUCUAGCUGCUUCCAUUGCAGGAAGUUCAAUUAUUAGCAAAAUGUUGCUAGCAAACAUCGAUCCAUUUGGUGCUACGCCGUUUAUUGACCCGGAUCCAGAUUCCUUGGAGGGAUAUUCAGAAAAAUGUGUCAUGAACAACUACUUUGGAAUUGGGUUAGAUGCAAAAAUUUCACUGGAAUUUAAUAAUAAGCGAGAAGAGCACCCUGAAAAAUGCAGAAGUCGAACGAAAAACAUGAUGUGGUAUGGAGUUCUUGGCACAAAAGAGCUAUUGCAGAGAACUUACAAGAACUUAGAACAAAAAGUUCAACUUGAGUGUGAUGGACAGUACAUCCCCCUUCCAAGCCUGCAAGGCAUAGCUGUGCUAAACAUUCCCAGCUAUGCUGGUGGGACUAAUUUCUGGGGUGGAACCAAAGAAGAUGAUAUAUUUGGAGCUCCAUCAUUUGAUGAUAAAAUCUUAGAAGUUGUUGCUGUGUUUGGCAGCAUGCAGAUGGCAGUGUCCAGAGUCAUCAAACUGCAGCACCACAGGAUAGCUCAGUGCCGGUCAGUAAAGAUCACCAUACUUGGUGAUGAAGGGGUUCCAGUGCAAGUCGAUGGAGAGGCAUGGAUCCAGCCCCCAGGAGUUAUUAAGAUCAUACAUAAAAACAGAGCUCAGAUGCUGACACGAGACAGAGCCUUUGAAAACACUCUGAAGUCUUGGGAGGACAAACAGAAGUAUGAUUCCUGCAAACCUGUCAUUCGAUCUCCCUUGUACCCUCAGCAAGCUGUUGAGUUGGCUACAGAAGAAGAAGUUGCACAGAUCCAGUUGUGCUCACAAGCUGCAGAAGAACUUAUCACCAGGAUCUGUGAAGCAGCAAAAGUACAUGGUCUCUUGGAGCAGGAGCUUGCUCACGCAGUUAAUGCAUGUUCACAUGCAUUAAAUAAAGCCAACCCAAGGUUUCCUGAGAGCCUUACCAGAAACACUGCCAUGGAGAUAGCUGUCAAUGUGAAGGCCUUACACAAUGAAACAGAAUCUCUGCUAGUAGGAAGAGUUCCUUUGCAGUUGGAAGCUCCCCAUGAAGAACUGUUGUCUGAUGCUUUACACAGUGUGGAAAUAGAGUUGAGAAAACUUGCUGAGAUUCCUUGGCUUUAUUAUGUUUUUCAACCAAAUGAUGAUGAGGAUCCCCCUCUGGACUAUGCUAAAAGAAACAAUAGAAGUACAGUGUUUCAUAUAGUGCCAAAGUUUAAAAAAGAAAAAAUUCAGAAGCAUAAGACCAGCCCUCAGCCUGUUCAAAAAUGGGGCACAGAUGAAGUUGCUGCUUGGCUGGAUCUGCUCAGUUUGGGAGAGUACAAAGAAAUCUUCAUCAGCCAUGACAUCCGAGGCUCUGAGCUUUUACAUCUGGAAAGGCGAGAUCUUAAGGACCUGGGGAUAACGAAAGUGGGUCAUAUGAAGCGAAUUCUCCAGGGAAUUAAAGAGCUCAGCAAGAACACCCCUUUGUCAGAAGUGUAAUUAUGCUGGUGCUUUUCUUAAAGAGAGAAGAGAAAGUUGCUGGAGAAGCAAAGCCGUUGCAGGCACUUGGCUGUCCUUGUAGUUUACUCUAUGGAAGAAUAAGCACUGGUGUUUGUACAGGCUAGCAUCUCUGAACUCUUGUGUGGUGAAGAACUCACAGCAAGAGUACGAAAGGAUUUGUGCCAAAACAAGAAGGAAAAGGUGAUACGUUCUGUGUUUUCUUGGUGUGCACAUUGGCCAGUUUGGAUAAGCCCAGUUUCGUAAAUUGAUUGGUUGAUGAUCAACUGCACUGACUGGAAAAUAUAAUCAAGAAACGAUUGCUUUGCUUACCUGCAGCUCAGUAUGCCUCUCUUUAUGCUGCAGCAAGAUGCCACAGUACAGCAUGAGGUCAUCUGGUUAUUCUUCUGAGGAGCAGGUCUGUAAAACCUCCUGUGCAGGAGACCAAGAAGUUUGGAAGGUUCAACACGUGAGCCUGGCAGUGCCGCAGGUAUCCAGCACUCGCCGGCCGUGCAGAAGAGGGGAGAGAUACCUUGUGAUACCAUGAAUGCAAACUAUAAUGCAUGGUGUGCCUGCCUGAAUUGUCUGUUGUUCUGUUGCAUGACACAUCUGAUACUUUAAACACUUGAACAACUUUUUUAUUGGUUUGAAUGAGAUUUAAUUUAUUGCUACUUGAGUGUCUUUUUUUUUUUUUCCUCCUGUUUCAGGCACUUUUCUAUUCUUCAGUGUUGUGUUAUGCCUAAAAUGUGUUCUAUGGCAAAGGGUGUGUGGGUGUGGAAACUUAGCAUUUGUGCCAUAUUCAGCAGAUUAUAUAUGAUUGAAACACUGUACAGUUAGAUUUUUAAAUAUAUCAUGUACAGAAAGUUUAUCAGGUAACUAACUUAUGAGAAUUUUUGAAAGACCGGUACCUCACAAAAAUGUCAAUUGGCUUCCUGCAUGGAAAAUGAUAAUGAAUCUUCUCAUGGUGCAUUUUAAUGUAGUUAUUCAGUUAUCUUAAACAUCUGUAGCAUAUUUGAACUUGUAGGCACUAAUGGUUUUAUUUAUUCAAUUGUUCAAAAGCAGGUUUAAAUAUUAAUGAAACUUUCUUAAAGGAAAAUUUAACUUUAUUUAUCAUACAUAAGAUAUUUAAAAUGUAGCAGCUGAUUUGAUUUUUGUGGGGUAAACUUUUACUUGUUGCUAAUUAACUAUUAAUUUAAAAAUGCAUCUGUGUGCAUUUCUUUAAAAAAGUAUCAGUUUGUUUCUUGACAGCACUCUGCCAUCAGUAGACCAUAAAAACUUAAAAAACCCCCAGACUCUAAGGUUUUAGACUAUGCAUGCUAAGAUGAAUCACAUGCUAGGUAGUAAUCCAUGAGUGUAAACAGGUUAAAAAAAUUAAAACCAUCUUUGUUCAGAAAUUGCUCUGGACCAGAGUUUGCAAGGUUAUUUACUUAAAUGAAACAGGUUCAUAAUUUAAUUUCCUGGUUAACUUUUCACAAAAGUAUUAAUCUAGUCAGAAGAUAAAUUUCAUAUGUCUACAAAAAAGUCCUACCUAAAUGUUUGAGAUGAGAUGACUUUGCACCACCUGCCAGAAACUUGCACAGAACUGCUGUCUCCUUGAUGUUCCUAGCAAUGUGUCAUUGCAGCUCAAGGAACACUUGACUUUCACUUAAUCAAGUAGCUUUGAUGUUUCUUGCACAUUAAAGAGUAUCUUAACAUCUAUUCAUGUUUUCCUCAUGGGCAGAUUUCAUUUGGUUUUUACCAAAAGUUAUUUUCUUGUAUAAAGGGGCCAAUGUCAAGUACUGCAUCCUGGUUUUGCCCUCCAUUUCUCAUGCAUAUGACAGAAGUUGUUCCAUGGCAAGUAGAUGGGACUCAUCCCUUGGAAAGUAAAAUCUAUUAUCCUCAUUGUUUUAUUGGAGAAAAAAAAAGUCAAAACAAACAAAACAGGCUUAAUUUGUAUAUUAUUGUAGUUCUUUGUGUUCUUGCUGCUGUAGGUUCAACAGACUCAACUCUGGGAGUUCUGUGAUAAUGAUAUUCUGGUAAACAAAUGAAAGUAAAAGGCUAUUUUCUAUUAAGUUUUGCAUAAAAAAAAAUCAAAAUGUCUUUGUUAAAUGGUAUGAUUUUCAGGCUGUUGUAUGAAAAACAUAUGCCAAAAAUAGAAAGUUGGGCAGACAAUGGAAAGUUUCUUGGUUUUGGUUUUAUUUUAAUGUACUUGACAUUCACCUCUUUAAUGAUGUUCAGGUGACAUCUGUCAAGUCUUUGUGAGCUUUAUUUCCUUUUCUCUCUGGCUCUCCAUAAGCUACACUAUGUUUUAACAUGUGACAACAUUUUAGCAUACUGAUGUUACAGUAGACAACAUAGCUAAUCUUCUGUCUAUUCAAGGACAUAAUACAUAGCAGAACUUUCCUUGCUUUCCUGAUUGUAAGAUACAAUCUCUUUACAACUUUCAGCCUUGCUGUCUAUAAUGCAUUAAGAUGGGUUACAGAACCAGAUCUCUUCAAGUCAAGUGUAGAGGUCUACACUGACUAUAGUAAAAAAUGGGAGCUGCUUAUGGGCAGGGAAAAUGGGAAAAUGUUGUUUGCAACAAAUUUCUUACAGCACUCCUCAAAUUACCUCACUAAAGGACAACUGAUCAAUGAUCAUUUUUCUAAAUGACCACCAAAGAAUUUAACUUUGAUUGUCCUAAGCAGUUUUUUUAAACAUGUGAGUAGGAAAAAACAAAACUGUAAGUAUCAUUUAUGCUGUAUUUAUUAGAUGCCCAGGAGAGCAAAUUUUAUGCAACUCUAUGCCUUAGACUAGUGUUGGCUAUGAAGUGCAAAUGCAUCUGACAAGGAGGCUCAAAAUAUUUUUACAGGGGUUCUCUGUGGAUGUUGUGGGUUGUAACUGUGUUUAAGUGAAGUAGCUUUUCUGAAGGCCUGAACACAGUGUUACUCUCUCAUGAUUAUUCUAAGUAUUGGGUUUUUUUCCUUACUGCUGUAAAAGUCCUAGCUCCUAGAGCUAAGUACAUAAAUAGCUAAAUUUUUUAAUGAACCAUAUUUUCUGUAAUUUGAUCCUUCCGUGAAAAGUGCUUCAAAGUAUACAUCCCAAUAUUUCAACAAAACCAAGGUAAACACAUCCCUAAAAGGAGUUAGCUUUUUAGAAAACAAGAUCCUGAGGAGCCUGAUUCAGGAUGCUAGAUAUAUCAAGACAAUCCCUAUACAAAGUUUACUGGAUUAAUUUCCUCCCCCCCAGUCAAAUACAUGUGAUUCCCUUGGUCAGUAUACAUUAAAGCCUGAAAGGAAUGCAGAGUAAUCUGCAUUUUUUUGUAGUGGCUGGUAUUCAUAUAGAUGGAAAGCUCUACACCUCAGAGAGAGAAACAUAAGAACUACACGUUUUAAAAUGUCAGCAGGUUGCUAAGUGUAUUUGCUAUUUUGUCAUUUUCAAAUAGGAUUGUCUCAGUUCAUUGUAUUUGAUUGCUGUAUCAGCCUCUGAUUUUGGUCAUGCAAAUUUUGCCUUUAUAAAGCCUCUUGCCUUCUUUUUAGAAACUGGAUGAAAUCAAGCCAGCUCACGGUUGUAGGUGUUUGGGAUGUUUUGCAAUACUUCAAAGAAAAGAAGGUUCAAAAAUAGAUGUUUUUAUAAGAUGGCAAGUGAAGAUCUUCUUUGAUACAUUUUUAUAUCGCUUCCCUUAACUGCUAUUCUUUUCUCCUGAAUGUUUCUUUCUUUCAAAGAAAAAUGCUUUGAACUUGGAAGAACAGCAAAGUGUAAAGCAUAUGAUCAAAAACCCUCACAGACUAUUUCAUUCCAGUAUUUCUUGUUUUGGGACUGGAAUUAACAUGCUUGGUCCUGUAAAUAAUAAAUAGAAAUCAUCUUUCUCUAUCCCUGCCCAAAGUAAUUAAUACUGCAAUGCCACAUCACUGUAAUUCAAAGGAGAGGUAUUGAUUUUUUUCUUCAUAAAUGUCCAUUUAGUAUUUUCCUAUGCUUUUUGCCGGGAAAUAGGUAACCUGCCAAUUUUAUUUUUUAAUUGAACUCGCUCAUGCUAUUAAUGAAAAUUUCAUAAAUCCUUGAUAAUGAACAUUGCUUCAAGGGUAAAAUUAUCAGUGUUUUUCAAUGCAUCUGGUCUUCAUUUCAGGAAGACUGGUAGGAUACCUUUUUCACAAUGUAAUGGAAAAUUAAUUUAUGAAACAAAUAUGAGAGGAUGUUCCAUAGUCCUACUUUAAAAAUAAUGUACAUGCAAGACAAAACCCCCUAUGGUGAUUCCAUUUUGCUUGAUGCUUCCUGUUAAUGAUUGCAUUAGUAGUGUUUACAGUUGUUUCUGCAGUGCUCUUUGUGCUCCUAAAUAUUAAAUUCUUGCCUAUGAUUUCAACAGUUCUGGUAAUUAAUAAUUAGCAGUGCAAAAAGGCUUUGUGAAAGGUAAAGGCACAAGGAAUGUAUCUCAGUGAGGAUAACUGAGCUGGAGCAAUUUGUUUAGCUUGCAACCAGGAAAUCAUCUUGACACUUGUAUGAGUAAGUGAGAGUCACAAAAAAAUAAAAUAAGUAAUUUUAAAUUUAUUUUUUCAUCCCAAUAACUUAAAUACCUCUCAACUGCAGCAUACUGUAUACAUUAUAAUGCAUUAUAAUGCAGUCUGUCCUGUGUUUUUGAUUCUGUUUCCAUGGAUUGCAUGUUUUGUGAUAUGAUUUUCAUAUCACAAUUUUGAUGCUGCUUAUUCUAACUGCAAAGGUUUAAUGUUUGCAAGAAUUGUACAUGACUAUAUCACUAUCUUAAGGAACAAGUUUUUGAUGACUUGAGGAAGCUGAGGAGUUUGGACAGGAUUUAGUCUUUGGGCAGGACUUAAAAUAUCUCUGCUUUAUCUUCAGAGAUGAAUGGUAACAUCAGCAGGAUUGAUAAAGCCACAUUUGGUAAUUAUCAAUAUAAAAUCUUUACUUGUUGUAUAAAUUCCUAUAUUUAUAUCUAGAGUAUAGUGUGGAAUGGAUCUUUUUACAAAAAAAAAAAAAAAUAAAUUUCUAGUUGUUUUCUACUACUGUUGCAUUAGGUUUCAUAGAUCUGUUAAGUGUUAGCUUACUUACUUGAAAUGUUUGUUUCUGCCAUACAGAAGCCCAGUCUUUUUCUCAAAAAUUAUAAUCCAUUUGGAAGCCAUCUGGAGACCUUGAGAAGAGAAUUUCUGUAGCCAGUUGGAGCUAAUACCAAAAUUCAUAGCCACUUCUGUAGGCUUUAUAGUGAUCACCUUCAAUAUUUUAACAAAAAAAAAUAUAAAAAUUAAAUGUUUGUGACUUUUUCAGUGCAUAGAAUUAAUUCUAAAACACUAUCCCCUUGUCAUAUGUAAAUGAAAAAAUAUUAUCAUUAUUAACACUUGUGCAAAAAAGCAAAAUGCUGAUGAAUACAUACCCAAGAGGAUUCCUGGACAAAUGUUAAUCCAUUUAGCUGUAGUGGUUAAAGACCUAUCACCUUCAGAACAGUCGACAGAAAAUUCAUAUGUGCACAUGGUAGAAUUACAAACAUCUGUUUUAAAUAAUUAAAGACUUGUUUCCCAGUUGACAAAAAUUUGAUAAGCUCUCUGACGGGAUUUUGAGUUCAUAUAACCUAUUUCUUUAAUUAGUGGGGCAGAAGAAGCUGGUGCCUCAUUUAUGUUUAACACCAGUCAUGCCUUUAUUAAUGUUUUUACAUUGCUUCCCAGCUCCCAGAACUGGAUGAGUUCCCAGCUUCUGGCAAGAUGAGACCCUUGUGUGUCUCUCCAUGGUUUCUCUUCAGAAAAGCUGGAUGGGCAGGCCAGGAAAAAGCUGUAGGGUGCUCAAGGAGAGCAAAAGACACCAAGAUUUCAGGCUCCAAAGUCUAGCAUAGCCAUAGGAACUAAAAUCCUGUAUGUUAUAUUUUUGCAAUCCCUGCUAGAAGCUCUGUCUAACAAUUAACAGGAGCUACAGCAUGCCCUUGGAAAGAGAAGUGUUUUGGCUAACUACCAGCUGUGUAAGACAUUGAAAACACUGAACGUUAUGGUAGCUAUUAGUAUGGCAAGUAUCCAAGUGGCCAAUGAAUAUUUUAUUCAUUGGAACAAAUACUUUGGAAAAAUAAAGUUUUUUAGUAUUAUUCAAAGACUUGUGUUAGGAUUGAAAAGCUACUGAAUAUAAAAGCAAUGUGGUACAAAGUUUAAAGUAAUUUGCAACUAUUUUUUCCCAAAUCUGGUGGAAACAACUAUUUUAGGGAGCUGUGUUUGAUCCAGGUAUAGCUAGACAAGAGCAUGUGAACUGGAAGGUAAACAGGGAGAAAUGAAUUAACAGGAAGAAAUAGUAAAAUUGGACAGUUUGUUUUCAUUAUGGAAACUGUGUGAGAAACCAGAAAUAAAAUCUCCACAGUGCCCCAAAUCCCUUCUAUGACUUUUUAAACUGAAUUAGCAUUUUAAAUCCUGAUUUUUAAAACUAAAGCUCUAAUUGUAUAAAAAUGAUUUUAAUGUAAUUAAUAACCUGACAGUGCCAUUAACGGGGAAAGAGUUAGAAACAUAACUGUGUUUUUCUCCUGGUGUUGAAGUAAGCUCUGCUUAGGACUAAUUCUCCUUGCAGUCACAGUCAAUUAUUUUGUAAAUGGGGAGAUUGAGCAAAGCCAUUCGAAGCUGCUUGGUGUUGCUUUUCAGUGAUGGGGAGAGCAUGUUUGCUGAAAAGUGGGGCCUGGAGGCUUCUAAUGAGAAUUUCAAGGAUGCAAGAUUUUCUAGUUAGAUAGUUCAGGAAGGAGCACACAGGAGCACACAGGCAUACAGAUUCUCAGUGUGAAGGUUCCUAGUAGCACUGUCCUCCCAAAAGAUGCCAUGGCUAUAUGUUGAAACAGGCAUUUGGACUGUGUGCUUAGCCACAUUCCAGAGGAUUUUCUACAGGCACCAUCUGUCACUUGUGGUGUCCUAUUUCUGUCUUGGUUCUAUGUCUCCUUAAACUGGGUACCUUGAAAAAUAUGAUUGUCCAUAUAUGACAAAAAUUACCAUUUUUCCCACUCAAGGAGCACAUCUUGUGAACCAGUCCUGAGAUAAUUUGUUUCAUUAGCCACCUUUCCACAUCAUAUCCUUGGAAUCCUAAAAGAGCUGAAUCCUAAAAGACCUCCCUAGAGCUGCCAGUUACCUUAGGAAUUUAAUAUGCUUGUAUGUUGAUGUGAUCAUCAAAGGGCAAGGUGAUAUUCACAGUGGCAGAUGAGGUGCUCCUGAAAGGUGAAGGGGGCCUGAUCUCUGCACUUUCCCUCUGGUUCUUCUUUGUUGGUGUCAUCACACACAAAUAAUUUAAUGUCAUAUAAUAUUAGAAGCUCCUUGUCUUAAUUCUUGGUGACGGCAAGCCUAUCAGUCUCUACUAACAAAACUCUUCGCUGUCACAUCUGUCUGUCUUGAGCAGGUAUCUUCAAAUGUUGAGCACUGUGGAAUUGCAUUAAUGCAUUUUUAAUAUGUGUUCUGGCAUCUAAGAAAGGUACAUUUCACGUAAAGGUAUUUCAAAGGUUCUGAGAGGAUCCCAGCCAGCAUGGGUAGUUUCUGUCAUUAGCCAGGCUUGCAACUUACACUGAUAUUCCAGUCAAGUACAGCUGCUAGGUAGUUCUGUAGUAACAUCCAUUUACAUGCAUGAGUGGAUGCAUGAAGUACACAUGGAAGUGUUGCAGAGAUAUGACAGUGCUCUGCAUAACUCAUAUAUAUGUGUCUAAAUGGCAGUUUGUAGCAAAGAGCUGAAACACAUGAUUUCCACUCAAUCCAAACCUAUAUUCAAUAGAAAAUGAAAACAUCUAAUGUGGUUUGCAUGGCUUUAGGUAAAAAGUGGUGUGUACUCAGUACUUUCUGCCCUUUGUUUCCCCUUCUUCCCGUUCAUUCCACAGGAAAGUCCAUCAUCUUUGCAAUCAUAUAGAUAUUUAGGGACUUAAGGCAUAUGCUGUGCUUUAAACAGUACUUUAGGCCCCUUGGAGAUUCUUGUUCUUGUAGCAUUUACAUGUAAGUCUACAGAUGAUUUGCUUGGAGGGAAAUUGCUCCUCAUAUAAAAGUGAUCCUCACAUUGAUCAUGGGUAGGCUUUUAUAUGCCAUACCUAUGAACGUCAUUCUCUUGCCAGUAUUUGUGUGGAUGUGUAUAGUAGAUAUGUCGUAUCUAGUUCGUAGUGUGUAUGUGAGAGCACACCUGUACAUAGAGAUGUAUAUACAUACCCUGGUUUUGCUCAAUAUAAUGAUGCCAACUUGUGUGUAGAGCCAAAAAAACUUAAAACUAUACAGUGCUUGAGAUGCUGCAUUGUUUUUAUUAUAGUAUUUUUUAUAUCAGAUGAAUUGCAGGAUGUUUACAGUUGCUUAUUAAUAUUUAACUUAUACAAUGGGGUGGCAGGAUGUUUAUGAUCGUUGUCAGCUAAAGAAUUGUAUGUGAUUCUGGGUAAAAUUUUGGCUUUUUUGAAAUCCUUGGCAAAACUCCCAUUGAUCUCACUGGGGCCAAGAUUAAACCCCUCUGAAUCUAUUGUUUACUGGCUAUUUUCCUACUGUGAUAAUUUUUUAAUGAGUGAAAUGUAUUUAUUUUUUCCCAAUGUGAAAUCUGCAGUUUCUAUUUGGAUUUUUCUAUGGAACCUGCAAACUACAACACAGGUGGGAAUAUAUGCCUAAGAGAAUGUACAGAGUUUUUCAUUGAUCUGGUCCUUGAAUAUGUCUAAGAAAAUACCUUCUAAAAUAACUUUUGUAAGAUUUAAUACAGAAUCAUCUAAAAAGAGAUCACCUUUCAUGCCACUCUCCACAAAGAGGGAAUGCAAUGUGGCAGGUAAAUGUGAAGUAUUCACUGAUGAAUGAAAAGUAGUCCUGUCUGUUUUCUGUACUUACUGAUCUCACCUGUCUCUGCAGAUCUGGUAUGAGACACUUGAAGUACCUUAUCCUAAAGUAUCUUAUUGGGGAAAAAAAUGUUACAUAGUAAGUAUGUGGCUUUAAGCUUUUCAUCAAGACUUGGAGGUAUCUUCAGAACCAGUGCAUUGAAUGAUUUUUAAUAUUCCGUGGAUCAGUUAAAAUUAUGAAAAUGUUAAGUGGAAAGGCAAGUCAGACAACUGCUUGACAUUAGAGAAAUCAUUUGUCUGAAGGCAGAAGGAUCAGUUCUUUAAUAGCACAAGGGAGAAAAAUAUCAUAAUGCAGCGCUUCCUAAAUCCCUUUUCAGGGUAUCUUCUAAUUAUGUAUGCUCAAAGUGUAUUCUUCCUGUAUAAAAACCAUAUGGCUGUGAAACAGCCAAGUAGAUGCAUCCUAAUUUCUUCACCUAAGGCUAAAAUACAAUUUUCAAACAGGAGCUGUCAUGCACUUUGAAAUAUAUGUGUUGGGAACAGGUAAGUUUAUAUUUAUCAUAGAUAGUCAUCCCAGGGAUAGUCGGACUCGUAAAAUGAGGUAGUUAUGUCAAAGUUAUCAGAAGCUGAAGAAAUAACAGAGCAGACACCAGACACCUUCCUUCAUGAGGCUCUUUCUGAAGACAUCUGUGCAAAUGCCCACCACUUCUGGGAAUCUUUCCCUAUAAUUUAGUUUAAGGAAGGAUCAUAUUCAGAUUCCUAUCCUUCCCCUUGCUAAUAAGCAGGAAGUAUGCACCUUGGUUGAACUUUCUAGGAGUUUGUUGGCUGUAGAAACAGCCUCAAAAGAAUAAACAUUUAAGGCAAUCAGUAGGCUUGCUAAGGAUACACAGGGCUCUGUCUGGGCUCAUUAGUCUGCUAAUGUGGAUCUGAUCACAGAUUAGUGGGGAAAAAGUUCCUAUGGUGCUCCUGCCUCACUUGGUGGCAAGGUUUCGUGGUCGUUAGUGGGGCCAGACGCCAGCAGACAUCUUUCCUUUUGCGUGUUGGUUGCCUUUCUGCAAUUCUAAUCAGGACUGGAGCUCAGGACACACCUUUAUUUGUCUGCAAGGCCAUGUGAUAUCAGAGGAAAUGAGGAGGAAGUGGCUGAAGGUCUGGAUUCUGCCUUUGGUUUCCUGCCAGUGGAGCUGGUGUAAGGCUGGGGGCAGCGUAGUUAACCUCUGAGUGCCUCACUUUCUCCGCCCAAGGGAAUAGGGAUGCUCACCACCUCUGUACAGCCCCCUCGAGUCCUGUAGGAGAGCAGUGUUAUAUAAACCGCUGAGUUUUACCCACACUAUUAUAUGUAGUAAAAAUAAAUUACUUCUGUCCAUAACACUGCAAGAAUUGCUUUUCCUAGUUCCAGUUCUCUUUGAUGAGCUACUACAUCCUGGGUAGUCAGUUUUGAAGCUUAGCAAUUGCUCUAAUACUUAGAAUUACACACAUAGCAGGCUCUGUUUGCUGCAGAAAAGAGUAAAACUUUAAACUGCCUGACAAAACUUGCCAAUGAAGUAUAUCUAACAGAGCAGGGGUGUAACUUUUGGCUUUAUUUACUUGUAAUAAUGGUAAGGAACAGUGAAUUUUGUUUGUUUACAUACUGUUUACAAUGGCACAGUUUUAUUUUUAAUAUAUAAAAACAAUUGAGGUAUUUAUUGCAUAUACUAUUUUAAAGAUGUUUUAUGUGUUUUCACCUUUGGAAUAUAUUGUUACAUUUCCUUGUACAGAUAAUUUGGGUGGCUUUGUUAAUAUAGUUAGUAAUUUUUAUGACUACUAAGUGACCAGUUUUCCGUGCCUUUUUAUUGUUGGAUGCAUGAUUACAUAUUUAUUAUUGUAUGGAAGUCACUGAGAUGUGUAUUUUUGUAUUCUGCUGGAAGCAAUGGUUGAUUUUAUUGUACCUGAUAAGAGAUGCCCUCCAUAACAGGCACUCGUAUGAGAUCUUCCUUCUCAAAUAAACAGAAUGCAUUCAAUGUA